CUCCUACCGACUUGCUACAGUUGGCGGUAAAACUGCUGCAGUGAGAGUCCACGCUGGGGCUUUGCAGGGGGAGGGGCCGCGAACCCCUCAGGGCCGUGUGCUAGUCGCGGGGCGGUGGUACGGGCUGAGCUUAGGAAACGAGCGGUAGUCGAGGGGUGGGGGUCAGUGAUGGGGGGUACCACGGGGCUACAGAGCUCGGGUGGAGGGUGGAAACACCCGACAGGGAUUAGAGGGGACAUUUGCACAGCGCAACAGGUCCUGAUGCACAGUUGCAGGGCUACGGUAGGAUCAUGUGCGAGGGCCCGUCCCGCAUCUCUGGACCCAUCCCCCCAGACCCUACUCUCUGCCCGGACUACUACCGGCGGCCGGCCUCGGCCCAAGGACGCCUGGAAGGAAACGCGUUGAAGCUGGACCUGCUGACUUCAGGUCGCGACCUGGACUCCAGCCCUCCUCGUGGCCCUCGCAUCAGGCCUGGAGCCCGAGAGAUCCUAGAGCGUGGCCAGCGAGGUGUGGGGGACGUGCUGCUGCAACUGGGGGGCAUCUCCCUUGGUUCAGGGGUCUCUCCUAAGAGGAAGGAUCCAAAAGACCAUGAGAAGGAAAACUUGAGGCGGAUCAAAGAGAUUCAGAGGCGAUUCCAAGACCAGGAACGCAGCCGGGAGCAGGCCCAGCCCAAGCCCCUGAAGGCACUGUGGCGCUCACCCAAGUAUGACAGUGUAGAGUCUCGAGUCAAGGCCAGGAUGAAGGAGCUUGGCCCUGCCUCUGUGACAGAACCUGCCCAAUUUCUGCGGGCACACUCCCGCUGUGGCCCUGGGCUCCCACCAUCCCGUGCCUCCAGUCCUCAGCUCACCCUGCCAGGUUCCAAAGCUAAGGGACCAGGCUUAGGUGUGGACUUCAUUAGUCACAAUGCCCGAGCUGCCAAGAGAGCCCCCCGGCGCCAUUCCCGCUCCCUGCAGGUCCUUGCACAGGUUCUGGAACAGCAGCGGCAAGCCCAGGAGCACUACAAUGCCACCCAGAAAGGCCAUGUUCCCCAUUACUUGUUGGAACGCAGGGACCUGUGGCGGAAGGAAGCUGAAGCUCGAAAGCGUAGCCAGCCAGACCCUUCCAUGCCUCCUGGCCACACGCUCAUGCCUGAGAAUCAGCGGCUAGAGACACUGAACAAUCUGCUUCAGAGCCAGAGCAAGCUGCUUCGUGAGCUAGUGCUGUUACCUGCUGGGGCAGACUCUCUGAGAGCUCAGGGUUACCGUGCAGAACUGGACCGGAAGUUGGUGCAAAUAGAAGAGGCUAUCAAGAUCUUUUCCCGACCCAAAGUCUUUGUGAAGAUGGAUACCUAGCCCCUCCCCCCCUUUGUGGGUAGAUUAAUAGGGAGAUCCAUGUUUAGGAUCAGCUCAUGGCUGCAAAGGGCAGACUCAAGCCCUGUUAUAGCUCCAAAGCAUUGGGGUGGGCAGAAUCGAAAGCACUUCGUAGUUACCAGUGGCUGCAGAAGAGCCACCAGCCUCCCAACUUCUCUGUCAAAAUUAAACCGUUUGUACACAGUG
Messenger RNA from Rattus norvegicus (Norway rat), 1535 nucleotides. It is a transcript of the gene Enkd1, whose product is annotated as enkurin domain containing 1. Gene Ontology annotation, biological process: non-motile cilium assembly; establishment of mitotic spindle orientation. The transcript is spliced from 7 exons. Lineage: Eukaryota; Metazoa; Chordata; Mammalia; Rodentia; Muridae. Gene Ontology annotation, cellular component: cytoplasmic microtubule; microtubule cytoskeleton; axoneme. Bases 291 to 1331 code for a protein of 346 amino acids. Gene Ontology annotation, molecular function: microtubule binding; alpha-tubulin binding. The record is from RefSeq and is marked provisional.